Messenger RNA from Triticum turgidum subsp. durum (durum wheat), 330 nucleotides. Lineage: Eukaryota; Viridiplantae; Streptophyta; Magnoliopsida; Poales; Poaceae. The record is from the annotation of a GenBank genome assembly.
AUGGCCCUCGCGUGUGCAUCUCAUCAUGUGCGCCGCCUCCUCCUCCACCCCGGGGCCGGAGCUCCGGCGAGGUCCUUCUGCGCCCAGCCCUACCAAGCCAAGGUAGGCGUGGUGGAGUUCCUGAACGGGGUCGGCAAGGGGGUGGAGACGCACGCGGCGAAGCUGGAGGAGGCAGUCGACGGCGAACCCCAGAGUGUGCCCGAGACCCGCCCGCCACGGCGCAAGAAGUUCGGUGGCCCCUGCAAGCUUAGAAAGUUGAUUUUGAGCUUUCCUCACAAGUACCGUCUUGGUCUUACGAAGCACCCAGCAGAAGCCAGGAAAGUGCAAUGA